Messenger RNA from Dendronephthya gigantea, 667 nucleotides. RefSeq names its product four-domain proteases inhibitor-like. Gene Ontology annotation, molecular function: protein binding. The record is from RefSeq and is a predicted model, not a curated record. The coding region runs from base 193 to 543 and encodes 116 amino acids. Lineage: Eukaryota; Metazoa; Cnidaria; Anthozoa; Malacalcyonacea; Nephtheidae. The transcript is spliced from 6 exons.
UGCUGACGUCACGCUGUUUAUUCGUAUAUUUUUCCGGCGGAAUAUGAAAACAACAACAAUAUAUAAAGAGGCUUGUUUUAGCUUGUAUGCACAACUGAUCGCCAACCAUCUUGCUGUCCAUUCGAGGAUCAGAGAGGACUAUAAAUUACAAAGGUUAAAUUAAUUGCUGUUGCUAUUGUUAAAAAAUCAACCAUGAAAGAAGGUCUCGCUUUUGUUCUAGCACUAACCACAGCUUAUAUGCUGUCAAGUUCGCUUGUUACGUCACAAGCGUCACAAGUAUGUGGACCAGAUGGCAAUACUUAUCCCAAUCAUUGUGUAUUGGAGGAGACUGCUUGUGUAUUCAACGAAGGAACCCUAAUUUAUAGCGAAGGACCUUGCGAUCCAAAAUGUGCGCAAGUCUGCCCUGUUAACUACGACCCACAAUGUGGCACCGACGGCAAGACAUAUCCUAACCCGUGCCUGUUGAAAGUUUCCUUGUGUAAAACUAACGGAGUAGUGAGAUUGGAUUAUCACGGAGCGUGUUUAUUGCCAAAUGAAAAGUAAACAAGAAUCAUGAAGAUUUGAUGACAUACGUUUACUACAAUUGAUGUGUAGAGAGGGGGUCUUCAUUCGCGUAGUUUGUGAAGCAUGCUUGAUGUAAUUUUCGUUUGUUGUAGGGGAAUAUAUG